Symbiodinium natans is the source of this 300-nucleotide messenger RNA. NCBI's taxonomy places the organism in Eukaryota, Dinophyceae, Suessiales, Symbiodiniaceae. The record is from the annotation of a GenBank genome assembly.
AUGGCGAUUCUCCCAUCUGCCUUAUCUGCUUCCUGCCCUGCUCCCUCUCCGAAGACGUGUGCCUGCCCUGCGGACACCGGGAGUGGCACCACCACUGCAUCUACAACUGGCUGGAGAGACAGUCCUCCUGCCCGCUCUGCCGCGCCCCUGCUUCUUCCAGCUCCGAGGGUUUGGAAGACGCUCUGCAUGCCCUGGCGUCACCUUCCCCAUUGGACUGCGAGCACGUGGUGCCGCUGCUCCGCCUUCUCUCCUUCCCUGAGGUGCUUUCGUUUCUCAUAUGGUUUAUGGUUUCGGGUUUAG